Messenger RNA from Fusarium vanettenii 77-13-4, 750 nucleotides. RefSeq lists its product as uncharacterized. Gene Ontology annotation, molecular function: glucosamine-6-phosphate deaminase activity; identical protein binding. Gene Ontology annotation, biological process: D-glucosamine catabolic process; N-acetylneuraminate catabolic process; carbohydrate metabolic process. The transcript is spliced from 4 exons. Lineage: Eukaryota; Fungi; Ascomycota; Sordariomycetes; Hypocreales; Nectriaceae. Gene Ontology annotation, cellular component: cytoplasm. The annotation marks the transcript as partial. The record is from RefSeq and is a predicted model, not a curated record.
GAGGCGGCCGAAUAUGUGGCCGGCUACAUACUCCAACGCAUCAAAGAAUAUGAUCCAACACCCGAACGUCCAUUUGUUCUAGGCUUGCCGACCGGUGGCAGCCCUACCGAAGUCUACAGGCUUCUUGCCGCGAGCUACAAGGCCGGUGAGGUUUCAUUUGAGAAUGUGGUCACCUUCAACAUGGACGAGUACGUCGGCAUACCACGAGACCACCCACAAACAUACCAUUCCUUCAUGUGGACUCACUUCUUCUCUCACGUCAACGUCCGCCCUGAGAACGUACAUAUACUCGAUGGAAAUGCCCCUGAUCUCGAGGCCGAAUGUUCCAGGUUCGAGGAUGCUAUCCAAGAAGCGGGAGGCAUUGAUCUAUUCCUCGCUGGUAUCGGUGAGGAUGGCCACAUCGCUUUUAAUGAACCCGGAUCCAGUCUUGGAAGCCAAACUAGAGUGAAAACGCUGGCGUACGAUACGAUCCUUGCAAACUCUCGCUUUUUCGACAACGAUGUGAACCAAGUUCCUCGAAUGGCGCUCACGGUUGGUGUUCAAACUGUCCUGGAUGCCCGAGAGGUGGUCACGCUAGCUCUUGGCGCGCGCAAGGCCGUCGCGCUCCAGAAAUGCAUCGAGGGAGGAGUCAAUCACAUGUGGACGCUGUCAAGUCUUCAACUUCACCGACACUCGAUGAUUGUGGCCGAUGAAGAUGCAACACUCGAGUUGCAAGUCAAGACUGUUAAAUACUUCAAGUCCAUCGAACAG